Molecule: messenger RNA, 1069 nt
Organism: Hyaloscypha bicolor E
Lineage: Eukaryota; Fungi; Ascomycota; Leotiomycetes; Helotiales; Hyaloscyphaceae
Exons: 6
Coding region: 241-978 (245 amino acids)
Source: RefSeq, a predicted model, not a curated record
CACGGAUCAGAUACCCAUUUCUUAUUUUCUUCCAUAGCUUAUCGUUUCAUCAGAUCUCGAUGGGUGAUCUUGCGAAUCCCGUGACCCACAGGAAAUCAUGUGUGGGUAUAAGACCAAGCCUCCGCAUAAUCGAGUCUUGUUUCCCAUCCCAUUCUUUCUUUCUCACGUGCAGGCCAUUUGUAUAUCAUUUCAAAGAGCUGUGCUCCAUACUUUUACAUUCUUUCAGACCCGAAUAGCUUGAUGCUACUCACUUUUCAAUCUAUCGUUAUGAAGAACUUUGGAUCCAUUCUCACAUUUCUUGCCAUCUCGGCCUCUCUUGUUUCAGGUCGAGCUCUUCCUUCAUCUGAAGAUGGUCUUAAGGCUCGGGAACCUCUGGCAGUUGUCUCAGAAGUUUUCGCUCGUUCACCAAAGAAGAAUAAGGCUGCUGCCAACGAAACAGCUACAGCUCUAGCGGCAAGCACAAGUGCCACUGGAAAGAAAGGAAAGGCUCCCAAAGGCGGAAAGGCUAGUGCUUCGAAUUCCACCAUCGCCGCUGCCUCAAAUUCCACAUCCACAGCGACUGGGAAGAAGGCGAAGGGUACUGCUGCCGCCAAGAAUCCUUCAUCCACAGCCGCCGCCAGCUCUGGCGGUGCUUCGGGUAUUUUGAGCGAACUCGAGUCAGAACUUGCGGGCCUUGGGCUUAACUUGGGGGGACUCGGAUUGCGAUCCGCACCCGUUCUCGAGGCACGAAAGAAGAAGAAUGGUACAGCAGUUGCCGGAGCCGCAGCCGCUUCUGGAACUGGAGUAGCAGGCAAAAAGGCAAAAGCUGCUAAGGCUGGAAAAGCAAAAGGUACUGGUGCCGUUGCAGCUGUAAGUUGUUUUCCAUCCCCCACCCCCUCUUUCGCGCUGGAAAAGAAAAGCGGCACAGAACUUUCAAUGUCCCAAGUCAAGCUGAGGUAUUCCCGAUCCCCCAAGCGAAUGUCCCUUGGGUUAUGGUAGAUGCAAUGUCUAUGCCCUUAAUAUUGUCCUAGAACCUUACAAUUCUCACCCUCCGGGUCCAAUUUAAUGUCCAAUAUUACUUGGGACAUUG